This is a messenger RNA of Chironomus riparius, 1199 nucleotides long. Lineage: Eukaryota; Metazoa; Arthropoda; Insecta; Diptera; Chironomidae. The record is from the annotation of a GenBank genome assembly.
GCAAUAAUUAUUUAUAAUAAUACCUUAUAAUCAGCUUUUUUGGGACGAUUUUAUUAGUUUUUAAUAUAAUUACAAAAGGUUGUUCUAGGAUCCGCUAGGUGUUAAAUGCUUCCAAUAACUGUAAUGCUAUGUUUAUUAACUUGUUUUAACUGUAAAUUUUAAUAAAAUGAGGAAAAUUCUGUUGGUGGGCGAGUGUGUCUUAGAUAUUAUUCAAAUUGUUGAAACAUUCCCAAAAGAGGAUGACGAUGUGCGAAGUGUACAUGCUUACCACCAAAGAGGAGGUAAUGCAUCCAAUAGUUCAACAGUCUUGACAAACUUGGGGUUAAAUUGUGAACUACUGACUACAUUCUCAAAUGAUAAAAUGUUUGUGUUCAUAAUUGAAGAUUUAAAGGAUCGAGAUAUAGAGAUUAAAAACUGUCGAUACUAUGAAAACUGCAACAUUCCAUUAUCAACUGUUUUGUUAAGUAAGGAUACGGGAUAUCGUACAAUUAUACAUACCAAUAAAAACCUUCCACAUGUUAAGUUUGAGGAUUUUGAUAAAUGUGACUUAAGUGAAUAUUAUUGGGUACAUUUUGAAGCACGUAGUGUACCUGAAACGACAAGAAUGAUGAAAAAAAUUAAGGACUUCAAUGAAGGCAAAGCAGAAAGUGACAAAAUCAAAAUUUCAUUGGAAUUGGAAAAGAAACGCGAUGAAAACAUGUUACUUAUCAAAUAUGCUGACGUUGCCAUUCUUGGAAGAGAUUUUGCUGAAAUUCUUGGAUGCAAUGAUAAGAAAACUGCUAUUUAUAAAUUGAGGGAUAUGACGAUGAAUGAUGACAGGUAUAAGAAUAAAAACUGCAUGUUGAUCUGUCCUUGGGGUAAAGAUGGCGCUUGUGCUUUGGAUUUAGAAGGGAACUUUUUUGAGAGUCCAAUAUAUCCUUGUGAAACUACUGUAGACACUUUAGGAGCAGGUGAUACCUUCACAGCAGGCAUCUUAUACAGCUUAAUAAAGGACUUUAAUAAUAUACAACAAGCAAUCCACAAUGGCUGCAAAUUGGCAGGCUAUAAAUGUGGAUUUUAUGGCUAUGACUGUGUCAAAGACUUCCAAUUUUCAUAAAAAGAACAUUUUUGUGUGCAAAACUUUAUUAUUUUUUUAAGUACGAAACUUUCAAUAAACUUUGAAAAUUGUUAUGCUUCUUCUUGCACAAUAAGAAUUUUAU